Molecule: messenger RNA, 1560 nt
Organism: Seminavis robusta
Lineage: Eukaryota; Bacillariophyta; Bacillariophyceae; Naviculales; Naviculaceae
Source: the annotation of a GenBank genome assembly
AUGAGGACAAACUACUUGUUUGUGCUCCUUGUGGUCAAUGCACAAGCUUUCUGCUUCCGCCGACGGACCAACGAGGAAUCUGCAGGUCGAGAUGAUGGCAUCUUGAGGCGCAGCCUCUUCUUUUUAAACUGUGGUGAUAAUGAUGGUGAAGACAAUUCUGAGAACACUCCCCCAACUGCCGCACCAACCGAAUCUCCCACUCCUCUCCCAACAGAAUCUCCGACUCUUUUCCCAACAGAUCCUCCCAUAGAUCCUUGGGCUUCUUGUGUCAAUGGCUCCCCUCACCAUGACAAACCCAUUUUCAAGGACUUUACGCCAUGCCGAAGCGCACAGGGCUGCCCCAUAGAAAGUGAAUGCUGUAUCCAGACGUACUGUGUCUGUUUUGAGCCUGACAACCGGGGCGUUGAAUGUGUUCCAAACAGAGACAUUCGAUCAACUGUUCAACCUGUUGCACUUCAAGGAGGUGCAGAGUGGGCAGACCCUGAGAGCUACCAAGCAAAAGCCAUUGCAUGGCUCAGAAACGAUCCUUUCUCAGCUUCUCUAUCUGAUACUCGAAUCCAACAAAGAUAUGCUCUGGCAUGCAUUUAUUAUGCAACGUAUGCCAUUGCUAACAUCUAUACUGUUGUGGAACCUCGGGGGUGGAUUGAUCCGACUGGGUGGAUCAGCAAUAUUGAUGAGUGUACUUGGUUUGGGAUCACAUGUAAUGCAAACUCAGAGGUGGAGAAGAUUGUGUUGGCUUCCAAUCGCAUCACAGGAACAUUCCCUCCAGAAACCACAAUCAUGGCAUCAUCCCUCACUUACAUUGACCUAUUCAGGAACUCUGUCUAUAACAGCGGGGAUGCUGGUAAUGCAUGGUUGGGACGGCUUACAAACCUGAGAAAACUCUUCUAUGGACAGACAAACUUUGAGUACAAGAAUGGAAUCCCAACUCAGAUUUCUCAGCUGACCAACCUAGAAGAAUAUGAUUGUUCCUUCACUCGAUACUCUGGCCCUCUUGUUGGCUCCACUUUUUCACCACUUCAAAACCUUGAAUACCUCGUGUUGAGUGGAAAUGCCUACAACACUUCCAUCCCUGUUGAAAUUGGCAAUCUUUCAAACCUUAAGUUUUUGUAUGUCCAGAAUGCUUCCAUAGCUGGUGACUUGUCCUUCAUGGAGCCAAUGCAAUCUAUUAUUGAAUGCUGGGUUGAUCAGAAUCCACGGUUGGGUGGGCCUAUUCCAACAACGAUUGGCAACGUUCAAACUCUUCAGAGUUUGUCAAUCACCACGUGUGGAUUGGAUGGUCCUAUCCCUUCUGAGCUAGGAGAUCUCAGGAACAUGGUGAGAAUGUGGCUUCAUGAUAACAUGCUUACAGGAACAGUGCCACUUGAACUAGGUAACUUGUUCAAACUGCAGACACUGGCGCUGGAAGAGAACCUCCUUUUGGGUGUGAUGCCUGAAGACAUCUGUCUUAACCGAGUUCCACUUGGUUUGCUGCAAGUAUUGGAGGCUGACUGUGGCGGAGCCACCCCAGAAAUCCAAUGUGACUGCUGUACUUGCUGCGAAGGCUGCCUAUCCACAUAG